Molecule: messenger RNA, 618 nt
Organism: Athene cunicularia (burrowing owl)
Lineage: Eukaryota; Metazoa; Chordata; Aves; Strigiformes; Strigidae
Gene: NRBP2
Product: nuclear receptor binding protein 2
Exons: 6
Coding region: 16-603 (195 amino acids)
Biological process (GO): intracellular signal transduction; protein phosphorylation; endoplasmic reticulum to Golgi vesicle-mediated transport
Cellular component (GO): endomembrane system; cytoplasm
Molecular function (GO): ATP binding; protein serine/threonine kinase activity
Source: RefSeq, a predicted model, not a curated record
AGCCGUGUCCCGCGUAUGCGUGGGGAGUGCCCGGACCCGACACCGCCGCCAGAAUCCUGUAGCUUCUUCCCCUGCGUGUCCAUGGCACUCCCGGAGCAUCAGAUCCCACCCGUGUGGUGCAUCGAGGUGAAUCAGGGGAACAUGCCGGGCAUCCAGAGCACCUUCCUUGCCAUGGACACCGAGGAGGGCGUGGAGGUGGUGUGGAACGAGCUGCUCUUCACCGACAAGAAGGCCUUUAAAGCCCACGAGGAGAAAAUCAAGACCAUGUUUGAGCAGCUGGUGCUGGUGGAUCACCCCAACAUCGUCAAGCUUCACAAAUACUGGCUGGACGUGAAAGACCUGAAGGCACGGGUCAUCUUCAUCACAGAAUACGUGUCUUCAGGGAGCCUGAAGCAGUUCCUGAAGAAAACCAAGAAAAACCACAAGGCCAUGAAUGCCAGGGCCUGGAAGCGCUGGUGCACUCAGAUCCUCUCGGCUCUCAGCUUCCUGCACUCCUGCGAGCCGCCCAUCAUCCACGGCAACCUGACCAGCGACACCAUCUUCAUCCAGCACAACGGGCUCAUAAAGAUCGGCUCAGGUCGGAACCUGCUGCUCCGCUCCUAGUGGAGCCAGGAGAGU